Messenger RNA from Miscanthus lutarioriparius, 3519 nucleotides. NCBI's taxonomy places the organism in Eukaryota, Viridiplantae, Streptophyta, Magnoliopsida, Poales, Poaceae. The record is from the annotation of a GenBank genome assembly.
AUGGCUACUACUGUGGAAAUAGAACAUGCCAUUGCUCUGACCAACUCGGCAACUAAUCCAGAAGCAAGCAAUGAUGAGGUUGAAUACAGCAAUGCCCAUGGAGACAACAAUAGUGAGAUUUCCAUAGCCACUGGCAUUGGUGGUGGCAGCGGCGGCGAGCAAGACUCCAUGGAUGAUUCAUCCAGGAGGGUUUUGUUAGUUGAUAGCACUGAGGAUGAUUUUGAUUUCUUCUGGAAACUACGGAAGUAUUUGGUACUACUUGGAAGCUUGGCUGUCGGUGUGACAUACAAUUCUGGAUUAACACCACCUGGCGGAUUUUGGAACAAAAAUUUGGAUAGCCAUGAAGCUGGUGACCCUGCCCUUCGUGCUGAAUUCUACCAGCGGUAUGAGGUAUUCUUUUAUUGCAAUGCAACAGCCUUUGCUGCAUCUCUUGUCUUAAUCAUCUUGCUUCUAAGCAAGAGUGUGACCAGGCAGGAGUUAUGGCUCCGUUCCAUGCAAUUUACUAUGCUAGUGGACCUAUUCAGUCUUAUUGGGGCCUAUGCUGCCGGGAGCUGCAGGGCACUUAAGUCAUCCAUCUACACAUUGAUUCUAGUCAUUACUCUUUUUGGAUAUAUUUCGAUUCACAUCCUAGUAUCCACAAGGAUUGUUACAGAAACAUUGAAAAAGAAGAUGAAGACAAGGGUGGAUAAAAUUCUAUCCAAAUUGGGUAUUCUUGAUGUGCAACCUAGUAGUCGUCAAGAAAAAAAAGACCUUGAGGAGGCUCGCAAGUUUAUUCUGAUGCUUGUAACUUUUGCAGCUACUGUCACAUACCAAGCAGGGUUGACUCCACCAGGUGGCUUUUGGGCUGAAAAUGAUUACAAGCACCGUCCAGCUACUCCUGUUCUUCGCAGUCACUACCUGCGCCGUUAUAAUAUGUUUAUCAGUUGCAAUUCGACCUCCUUUGUGGCAUCUUUGGUUACAAUCAUACUACUUCUGAGCCCAGAAUUGAGCAGGCAUGGAAUAAGGUCAAAAGCAGUAGUUGUUUGUGUGGUAGCUGACCUGUUCUGCCUGAUUGGUGCUUAUGCUGCUGGAUGCUGUAGGGAUGUAGCAACAUCAUUCUAUGUUAUGUUUAUCAUCAUCAUAGUUUUGAUCUGCAUUGGCUUUUUAACUGGGAUCUUUGCUUAUGAACCUGUAGCAGAAUGGCUACAAAAGAUCAAAUCAAGCACUGUAAGGUGCAUGAGUGUACUGCUCUCAUCAAAAUUUAAUAGUAUCAGAUCGAGCAAUGCAGAUCAGGAGGGUUCUAAUGCAAGUUAUCAGCAACCUUCAGUCCAUGAUCCUGGUGCACCGGCAGCAGAACCAGAAAAUCAGUCUGCAGAUCAGGAUGUUUCAAAUACUGAGUCCUCUGUGAAGUAUCUACCUGAAGACAAACAGAAAGCAGAAAAUAGUGAGGAAUCAAACUCUUGGCAUACAUCAGCCAAUGGUCCAGAGUUGGCAAAUACCAAGGAUCUUGUGCCCAAUCUGGAGCAUGAAUUUACAGACUGCCAACUAGUUGCAAACAUGAAAUCUCUGCCCAGCACAGAGCCUCCAUCACUGAGCUGCCAGGGAACAUCAGAUAGCAAUAGUCUGUCUGCAGAUAGACGGCAAGCUACAGGUAUGAAGGAGAAAUCUUCAACUGAUGAUGUCAGGACGACUGAUAGGCCUUUAGCUGGUGAGUAUAAUGGAGCCACUAAUGAUCUCAUGGAGGAUUGUAUUGUGGAAUCUGCAGAAGAGCAAACUUCAAUUGGAUGUAGUAAUGGUGAAAUUGAAAAUGGUGGUGUUAAUAAUAAUGCAGAACAUGGGACUCGUAUAGACAACAAUCAAGGAGGAGCAAAUCAAAAUUCUCAUGGAAAUUCAACUGAGGAUCAUCUGGAGAAGGCCCGCACAUAUCUGCUUCUUCUUGCUAUUCUUGCAGUGUCUCUGACAUAUCAAUCUGGUCUGAAUCCACCAGGUGGCUUCUGGUCAAAAAGGGAGAAGAAUCAUUCAGCUGGUGAUCGCAUCCUUGAGGACACUGACCAUCCACGCUUCAUUGCAUUCUUCUAUCUCAACGCAGUUGCAUUUGUGACAUCUAUUGUCAUCAUUGUUAUGCUCCUGGACAAGAGUAUGAGCAGGAAGGUUACAAAACGUCGUGUAUUGCAGCUAGCUAUGAUAGUGGACUUACUUUCCUUAACUGGGGCCUUUGUCACAGGAAGCUGCAGAGAGCUUACGAAGUCCAUUUCCAUAUCAGUGUUGUUGUUUGUUGUGCUUGCUUAUGUUGCUCUUCAUGUUUUGGUAGCGAUUCAUGUAAUCCCUCCAAAGUUCAAAAAGCUGGUUUCAGAUAAAAUAAACCAGUUCUCGUGUGGAAAUGUGUGGCCAGUUCGGCCUCAGUUAUGCCACAAGCAGACAAGGAAUACAACUGAGACAAAGGAAUUGGAACGGAGGCGUAAUCUACUAUUGACACUUGCUAUUGUAGCUGCAACUGUAACAUACCAAGCUGGUAUCAACCCUCCAGGCAGUGUAUGGUCUGAUGAUAAAGGAGCCAGUGGCAAACCAGGACAUCCAAUCCUUCAGGACAACCAUCAGAGGCGAUAUGAUGUGUUCUACUACUCAAAUUCAAUCUCAUUUGUGUCAUCUGUUGCUAUCACAAUACUUCUUGUGAAUAAGGAAUCCUGUGAGCAUGGAAUCAAAUCUUAUGCACUGAGAGUGUGUUUGGUGGUGGGUUUACUUGGCCUCUUGAUUGCUUAUACUGCAGGAAGCUGCAGGUACAGAAAGCAAUCCAUCUUUGUCAUUGUCAUUGCUGUGGCCGUUCUAAUAUCCCUUGUGAUUCAAGUCCUACUAUCUUCAAUGUAUAAAAUGCUACGAAGACCAUUGGCCAAAGUUAUGGAAUGUCUGCAGCAACUUAUGGAAUAUCUGCAGAGGUGGGUUUUCCGUACUGAGAAGGUUAGGCGAGAGAUUACUUCUGAGUCACUGGAAACUAAAGAUUUUGAUGAAAAAAAAGCAAGGAAGAGGCACAAAUAUCUCAUGCUUAUUGCCAUUUUAGCAGCCUCUGUCACGUACCAAGCUGGUCUGAACCCACCUGGUGGCUUCUGGUCUGAUGACAAACACGGGUUACACGGCCAUUUUGCAGGCGAUCCACUCCUUCAUGAUAUUAAUCACCGACGCUACAAGACAUUCUUCUGCUUCAAUGCUAUCUCCUUCAUGGCAUCUAUUGUUGUCAUAAUGCUUCUGCUGAGUAAAUCUAUUAGGAAGAAAGCUGUACCACUUGAGGUAUUGCUCUUGAUUAUGAUACUGGACCUGCUGUCUCUCAUGACAGCUUUUGCUGCGGGAAGCUGCAGGAGACUUAGUACUUCGAUCUAUGUAUUUGUGCUAGUUGCUGGCGUCGUGAUAUAUCUUGUGUUCCUUAUUGUUUUGUCGAGAGCCAUUGGAAAACGUCUCGGAAAGUGGAAGAGAAGCGGGAUUUUCUGCUCAAGAUGUACUGUUCGUGUUUCAGGCACAAACACAAGGGUACAAAGAGAGCAAGUUUGA